UGCACUUGCAAAUUGAAUAGCUUCAGGUUGAAAAAAACACAAGGUAGACCAAUAUAAUGCCUGAAAAACCAAGGUCGUAUUGGUCUACCUUGGUGCACGAGUGAGUGCACCUCUCGUGUCUUGCCCUUGCCAGGAGACACAUUUAGACGAGGAUGCAGCACGAUGGUUGCACGUCUAACAUUUGCAUUCAUUAAUUGUGCAAAGGCACAAUAGUCAAUAUAAUUUAGUCCCAUCACAAGGACCACGUGCUUUUGCUCGUAUAGUUUCUUGUGGAUCUCAAUUGUUCUUUAUUAAGCCAAGGGUGCAAAAUAGAGGAUUAUUAUUCGCUUAUUGUAUAAGGUUAUCUUGUGGAUAUUAGUUAUUGUGUCUACUUUUUUUACAUAGGAGAAGCAUCAUUGGAUAUUUGUAUUAUAUUGGAAUUUAAUGUCGUUGCAUAUUACUCUGGAUGAACAUCUUUAAAAGGGAGUAAGUAGGACGAUUUGUGUUGUUUAUGCUCCUUUUGUAAACAUCUUUGUUUUAUCCCUGGAGCUUUUCUCAUGUACAGUUGGCUGUCUAAAACCCUUUAAUGCAGUAGAUUUCUUUUGGUUUUAAUAUUUACCGUUGUAAAAUACCGAUACUAUUAUCACCCUUCUCAUUGGUUAAUACUUUAAAUGCAGUUAUUCACCACCAUGGAAUUCGGCGACUCUUCUCAGCAGAUGCAAUGUUGUUAUGCUUGCCAUGGUACUGGUUACCAAUCCAGUUCAUCCAGUGACGUCUUUUCGGUUGACAGUGGCUUGAGUUGUGAAACUCGUUGCGUGUCCUUUUCUCAUGAGGAUUUAAACGGCAGCCUCAAGGGCAUGGUUGGCUCUGUAUACAAGGAUGGUUCCAGGUUCAACGUAUCUAGCAAGGUGUGUGAAUCUCCCAAAUUAAACAAAUGCAGUACUACAUUAUCUGAAUUGGAUUUUCAAACGAAUCCAUUUUCUCAAAGCUUUUCAAUGAAUGGUGUUAGCAAUGGCACUAUUGUUCAUGAGAAGCAGCCAGCUCAUUUCCGUCACUUCAAGCAUUCUUCCAUGGGUGGCUUGUCUCAGCAGAGAUGCUCUGGUUUGUACAGUUCGGUUUUCCAGCGAUUUGCAGUUCCUCGUGCUUAUGACUUGGAUCAUGGAUUUUACAGUUAUGAGUUCGUGAGCAAUGUUAACACUGCAGUUGAUGAUGACCAUUUCGAUCUGAAUGAGGUUGAAUUUGACUUUACCACUUUGACUGAUUUGAGUGUUGAGAGUGACACUGAAUCUGAUCCCACUUCGGUUUCUAUUGUUGAUAUGAUUUGUGGCAUCCCUGAUACUCCCGAUGACCACAAUGAGGAACUUGCUCGCUCAUUAGUCAUUCAGGUUCCAAUGGACUUGGCUCCUGAGCCUAUUGCGGCACCUGUUUACAGGCAGGUUCGUAGCAGGCCUGCUGCUAAGAAGCGCACUUCUGGUAAGAGGGCAAAGAGAACUCGCGCCAAUGCUACAAGACCUGUGCCACCUCGCCGUGUUCCCGUAACAACUCAGGAAGUCUUGCCAGUGAACCUUACUGUUUACGAUGAAGACCUCGAUUCUAUUGAGUGGCAUCCUGGAUUUAACCGUCAAUUGGGUGCUAAGGGUAGGAGUGCUUUAUUGGAUUUAAUUAGGCGUGUAUAUCGUCAGGACCCUGUUCGCUACAGGUCAAUCCUUCAGUCUAGGAACCCUCCAACAUCUAUUAGUACAUUACCUUUUUUCAAUAUCCCCAUGCUUUGGGAAUUAACACACCAAUUUGGUGUUUUUAAGCAGGCUCUUUUGAUCCACAAGAAUCAGGUUACUUCUGGAGUUAGGGAAAAGUGCAGAACCAGGUCUAGGAGCGAGCAGCAGGAUGACACUGCUGUUACUUCUGAGGUUAACAGCUCUGCAUCAAGUCGCUCUGUGAAGCCUGUUGCUGAAAAAACUGUUGUUGUACCUCAAGACAAGGCACCGGAGGUUGAUAAUCAGGCCACCAGUGUUGUGGUACCCGACGUUGAAAUGAAGGUUCAGGCACCUGUAGAACGGACUGAGGAGGCUGUAAGUUCAAGAAGGGACCAACAUGUCCAUGUUGAAGGCGCUGCUAAGGAAUCUUCUAAACGUCAAAUCACAUCAUCUGGCAGAUCUAUCAAGCCUGCUAGACGUUUCAAUGACUACCUUGUUGAGGUUGGUCGUAACCCUAAGCGUUUUGCAGGUGGUGUGAACAUGCCUAUUGUUAACGAGGGACGUCCAGUGGAGUGCCCCGUAGAUGAUGUAUCAUCUUUUGUUCCAAGUUCAGCCAGGUUGACCGAGGAUGAGUUGAUGGUUGAUGCUCUUGAGGAGUCGGAUUCUCUUGUAUGGUCUGUUGAGCAUCACACUCCUCGUACACCUCGCGAAAAGGACACUGAUGCUUUGCCUGAGCACGGGAAUUCGAAUUCCUCAUCUCGCGACACUCCCAAGCGUUAUAUAUCUGUGUAACAUAUUUGUAAUUUAUAUUA
Babesia bovis T2Bo is the source of this 2485-nucleotide messenger RNA. RefSeq lists its product as uncharacterized. Bases 651 to 2465 code for a protein of 604 amino acids. The transcript has a single exon. Lineage: Eukaryota; Apicomplexa; Aconoidasida; Piroplasmida; Babesiidae. The record is from RefSeq and is a predicted model, not a curated record.